Messenger RNA from Staurois parvus, 278 nucleotides. The record is from the annotation of a GenBank genome assembly. Lineage: Eukaryota; Metazoa; Chordata; Amphibia; Anura; Ranidae.
AUGCACUCUCCCAAGAAAAAAAAAAACCUCUCUAGAAAUACACACCAAACUGAGCAUUUGCAAAAUGCCUACGGUUCAGUCUGUCUUAUCAGGAGAUAAGAGGUGGUCGCUUAAACAAGGGGAGGAACAGAACAAUCAGGAUCAAAUGGCCUUUUUGCACAAUGCAGAAGAUUAACCCCUUAGGUUCCACAGUGAGUGUAACAAGCAUGCUUUACUUCCAGGGGCGGACUGACCAUUUGGAAACUCAGGCACUGCCCGAGAGCUGCCCCUGGUACCUU